Molecule: messenger RNA, 6622 nt
Organism: Xiphophorus hellerii (green swordtail)
Lineage: Eukaryota; Metazoa; Chordata; Actinopteri; Cyprinodontiformes; Poeciliidae
Gene: sobpa
Product: sine oculis binding protein homolog (Drosophila) a
Exons: 9
Coding region: 260-3124 (954 amino acids)
Biological process (GO): animal organ development
Cellular component (GO): nucleus
Source: RefSeq, a predicted model, not a curated record
AGAGGCGGCUCAGCACCGGCGCACGGACCGCGGAGGAUACGGCGCAGAAGAUGGCUGACUCGGCCGGGCACCGCGAACCCUCGGCGGGAUCCCCGGCGUCACUCGGGUCGCUGAAGAGCCGCAGGACCUCCGGCGUGUGGCGGCUGUAAACAGCUGCCGCCGCUUCUCUCCUCUCGCUCUCUCUCACACACGCCCCCUCCUCCUCCUCCUCCGCUCCCCUCCUCACCGCAAAUAUUGACAGAAGUAUCACAGAGAAAACAUGGCAGAAAUGGAAAAAGAGGGCAGACCUCCGGAAAAUAAAAGAAGCCGCAAGCCAGCGCACCCGGUAAAAAGGGAAAUAAAUGAAGAGAUGAAGAGUUUUGCAGAGAAUACCAUGAAUGAGUUGCUGGGUUGGUACGGCUACGACAAGGUGGAGCUAAGGGACGCCGAUAACCUGGAGAUUGGAGAGAUGCCGCAGCACAUCUCAGCACUCAAAGAAAACUCGUUGCCAAAAAUCCCAGGUUCGACAGAGAGCAGUGAAGGCUCUCCAGACAGAGCCAACAGCUCCCUGUCCUUGCCAAACUCAAGAAAUGGAGUCGCCGAGCCAUCCAGCACUCCAUCCACCUCCACGCCCAGCACCAAGGAGCAUGGAAACAUGCCAAUAGUGGUCCCUAUGAUCCCUCCACCGCUUAUCAAGCCCCCUGCAGCUGCCCAGGUGCCAGUAUUACCCCAUCAACUCUCAGAGGAAAUGUCAGCGCUCCGUGGCCUGACAGGGGGCUUCAUUAUCCCUCGUGUCUGCUGUGGACAGGAGGCUGAUACACUCCGACGGAGGGAGUGUGCCGCCUUGGCAGCGCCCAAGACGAGUCCCCACUGGCCCUGCCCAGGCAGGAAAACAGAUGAUGAAGACACAUUAAAUGUGCAGAUUAUGUGCGCUUGGUGCCAGAAGGUCGGCGUAAAACGCUAUUCUCUGAGCAUGGGGAGUGAACUGAAGAGCUUCUGCAGCGAGAAGUGCUUUGCUGCCUGUCGCAGAGCCUAUUUCAAGAGAAACAAGCUGGGAUAUAUAAGGACUUAUACAACGAGAGACGGCGGCGGCCUUGGAGGGAAAUUACCCCGGCACGUCUUUACUCAGGACGCUCCCCGGCUUGUCUUCAAGACAAACAGCGAUGUUCUUGUGUGUGACUGGUGCAAACAUAUUCGCCACACUAAGGAGUACCUGGACUUUGGCGCUGGUGAGCGCAGGCUGCAGUUCUGCAGUGCCAAAUGCCUAAACCAGUAUAAAAUGGACAUUUUCUACAAGGAAACCCAGGCUGCCCUGCCUGGAGCAUUGUGUAACCCUGGUCAUGGAGCUGGAGGGGAGGGAAAACCAGAGUGCAGUGGAGGGGUGCAGCUGCUGACUCCUGAAUCCUGGGGUACGCCACUAACAGAUCUUCGGCGUAAGGCUCCUUCACCAGGGAGCCAUUCUGGCACCUCUGCCUUGGUCUCCUCUACUUCUUCUGCCACCUCACCUUCAGAAACAGCGGCUGUGUGUUCCCCUUCCUCAUCCACUUCAACCAAAAUCCCCACACCUAGACCUCAUGAAAGCCCAACACUUCCCCCUCCACCUCUUCCUUUGCAUCCACCAGUGGGGGUUCCCUCUGGCAGCCCACCCAUGGUGAUGACACCCAGAGGACCUAUGCCCCUGCCUCUGUUCAUGGAACAUCAAAUGAUGCAGCAGAUCCGACCACCAUUUCUUCGCCCCUCUGCCCAUCCAGGGGGACCUAACAGCCCACUUUCAAACCCCAUAAUCCCUGGGAUUGGUCCACCUCCUCCCCCAAGAACCCUUGGUCCAGCAUCAAGUCCCAUGCACAGACCCCUCCUUUCUCCACACAUCCACCAUUCAUCCAAUCCUAAUCCAGGUAUGAUCCCUCCUCACCCUGGCCUACCUAUACCAGGUCUGCCCCCUUUUCCCCCUGUCAACAUGAUGCCCAACGGACCCAUCCAUUUGCCCCCAAUGAUGAACUUUGGCAUGCCAUCCUUAGCCCCAUUGGUACCCCCACCAACACUGUUGGUCCCUUACCCGGUCAUUGUACCUCUCCCAGUUCCAAUACCUAUUCCAAUCCCAAUCCCUUUUAACUCCAAGACUUCUAGGGACCAACCAGAGAGCAGUAGUUCUGUCCACAGUGCUCCAGAUUCUUCAGAAGCAUCAUCCUCUAGGGCUCACUCUCCAAGUUCUUCUGGAAGUGACAAAGGGGACCACAAGACAGAGCCAGCAGGUGGAGAACAGGUUUCUCCUGUACCUGGUGAGAGAAGCAGGACAGCGUUCAUGGACUUGACUGUGAAGGCAGAGGAUAAUCCAGGCAGUCUUUGUCUUUCCAGUGGCUCUGGACUGAUUGAUGGUGUAAUUGACCUAACUGUGGGCCAAAAGCCAGGCCAGCAGCACCUCAUUCAGACCAUGCUCGCUGGAGUCCAGGUCAAAGUGGAGGAAUCAAGAUCUCCACCAGCUGAUGGGUUUGGGAGGGAAUGUGUAGGUAGUAAUGCAGAGAACACUCUUUUACCACAGGGCAGUUUUACAGAACUGGAUACAGGCACACACCUUAAGUCAUUGGACUCUGCAGUGCAACCUUCCAGCAAAACUGAUCUUCCAGAGAGUCAAAUAAGUCCUAAUUUUAAACCAGCGCUCUUGCCUACAUCAGUACGGACCCAGUCCUUAGCCCUUCCUCAGCUUCAAGCUAACUCUGCUGCCCCUUGUAAUGUAAUAGUCAAUGGCACUGGAUGGCAUUCCCUUCUCAAUCCAGACCGAAAAGGAGAGAGGGAUGAGGGGAACCCGCCAAAGAAUGGUGAUCUGGAGCGCGAGGCGCUGAAAGAAAACAAUUGUUCGGUGGGUGAGGCAGGGAAACGAAUAUCAGCACAAGAUGAGAAAGUGGACACAAAAGUGGACAGUAAGCAAGACCCUGACUCCAGCAUGGAAGAGGGUGAACACGCCUAUGCCCUGCCACUUCUCUCAGCGGGAGGUUGUGUCGUCAUCCAGCCUGUGCCAAAGCCUGCCGCUGACAAGACAGCCAUCCUGUCCUGCUCCAUCAGUGCACCAUUGUCAGCAGGUGGGAGCCCUGAGCUGGAGCCGCCGCUGAAGAGGAGGUGUCUGCGAAUCCGCAAUCAAAACAAGUGAGAUGGAUGCUCUUAUGACCGCAGUGCCAUCAGCGACUCAUCUAUCUACCCCCAACCUCUAAAUCCCAUCACUCCAAGCUAUACCACUCCUCACGUUCACACACGCACAUGUAGGUUGUUGUCAUCUCACCAUCUACCAGCACUACUAAUCGCCUUUCGAGACUGACGAGAAUCCAAGAAAACUAAAUGACGUGUAUCAUAGCAGAGGAGACAGGGCUUCUCUUCUCUUUAUGACACUCUUUGAGGGCCGAAUUUUAUAUAUAAAAUUUUUUUUUGGCCAGCAGGACUUCUUGACCUUUAACCCAGAGACAGUAAAUUCUUGCAACAGGAGGAUUAUCAGAAGUCCACACCCCCGGUGGUUUUCUCAUUAUUUAAAGAUUCAGUCUGCACUUCCCCCCCUUCAACACAAGCUCUGGUUAUAUAUAUAUUUUUUUUACUAUGGAGCAUCCUGUGAUAUUCAGACGUAAGCGUGGAACCUGUGAAAAGCUUUGAAAUGAGAUGACACUAUAACCAAGGUACUAAAUGUUUGCUCUUGUAUUUUGUUUUAUCCUUUUUAAACUCACAUGUUUUGAAAUAUUGAUACAUGGAAACUAGAAACAAACAUCAGAACAGUUCAUGCAGCUAAUUUCUAAUGAGAGGAGUCAUACUCUUGAAUAUCUACACUUUCUGUUUGGUGGGAUAAAAACAUCAAAUUGAUUAAAUGGGGACAGUGUUAAUGUCACUAGCCAUCUGCUGUUCAGAUUUUUUCUCUACAUGCAUUAUAGCACAAAAAAGAAACAGAGUUAUCAAAAUUGACUUUCAUGAAUGUCAUAAAACCAAUGGGAUAGGCUAAUACUUGCUCAGAGGCUCUUCAUUUUGAGAACAUGUUAAGCCUUUCUGUGCUCCUAAAUUAAUCUGGAAAUGCGGUGUAGAAAAUCUGCCAACCUCAGCCUUGGAAAUUUGUGUUUAACGUCUUUAUUAACAGUGAUACUCGUGUUCACUUUUAUUGGUGUCAGACGAGGGAUAGCCCCUUUUAUAAAUCUCAAUCUUUAACUGUGAGGGAAAACUGUUAGAAAAAAAGAGAAAAAUUUUCACCCAUUUACCAUGUCUGUAAUCUUCGUAAAGUUAACAGAGUUACAAAGAAACUAUUUUGGAACAAAUUUGGAAAAAAAAACUGCUAUUGCUAUUGCAAUUUAAUCCUCUUCACAUUUUAUUAAAUUGCUAAUCAUUAGCUAAUAAUGUCUCAAUUGUCAGUUUGAAAUGAACAUGAAACAAGCCUUGAAGUAACUACUAAUAGAAAUGUAACAUUAGUAAUUGUCCCCUUUUGUUCCCAUCUACUUUAAAACGAAUAGGUUUAAUAAAUGCUUAGCUGUUUAAUAAUUUGUUCCUAUUAAGUAAUGACCAACUGUCCUUUAACAAUCACUUCCUAGUCAUUAAGUACUUGGCAUAAUUUCACUCAGAAAAACAUCACUAGCUAAAGGCCAAUUGCUUAGUUGCAAGUUUAUCUUUUUUCUCCGUUUCCCAUUUGAAAAUGAUCAUUAAUUUAUGUUUAUCAAAUCAGUGACUGUGUAGGAAUAAACCAAGAUUAUAUUUUGAUUAAAUUAAACUGACUAUUAAUAAAUCAUUAUUUAUUCAACUAAUCUCUGGCUAGUUGCUAAUGAUUCAUCAGUAGCAAUUAGAAACCGAAUGGGUAGGGCUAAUUAGCCACUGAUGCUAACUUUCAUAAUAUUCUAACUUAUUUCAGAUAGAAACAAAAAUAGUUUGUUCAUAAAUCAUUAACUAUUAGAAAAAUGAAAACAUGUGCCCUCAUUAUAUAAAGUCCAUCUGACUCAACAUUAACCAACUGACUAAAAUUCAAUCUUUCAAUGUUAAUAACCUAUUUAGCAAUGUUUCUUUUUUUUGUCCACAUAUCAUGUAAAAUUGACAAUUAACUUAUCCCUACCAAAUCAGUAGUUCGGUUAAAAAUAUCAACUUCACAUUUGAGUGUCAGUAAGUCAACUGUUAACAAAUGACUUUAAUUAUUAUGAAAAAUAGUUAUUAAACCAGAUAUGACCAUGUGUUAAAUCUAACUGCUAAUGUGUCACUAGCAAAAUGCUAGGGAGUAAAUUAGCCACUGAUGCUAACUGGUUCCUUUUUAUUAAUAAUAAUUUUGCUAUAAAUAUUACCAAUGAAGCCAUAAUUUUGCUGCAUAAUUUAAUUCAGACUCAACUAUUAAAAAUAUUUUGGCUAUAAAAUAUAUUUUGAAAAUAACUAACUGAGCACUAAUCACCAAGGUUAAUUUAUUCUUUAUUGGUCUGGGUAAAAUGUCUUAUUCAAAUCAAAAUCUGUUUUGAGGGAUACCUGCUCUUCAAAGCAGCAGGACUUACAAUAAAAUACAUAUCAAUAACACAACAAUUGCUAAACAUAUAAGACUAAAGAAAUACAUCAGAUAUUAAGAAUAAACAUGUGAACAUUUACUUUACUAACUAUCAUACAAACAGUUUCUGAUUAAUAACUGAUUUGUUUCUAUAUAACUGAACACAGUUUUAGGACUGUUGUAAAAUGUUUCCUCUACAGUCCAUACUAAAUUACCUAAUGUUGUUUAGCCAACAUUUUUUAGCUUAAAUUUUUAAUUGUAAAGCAAUUUAGUCCUUUGUGUGUUUGACCUGCCCCCCCAUCCAGAUCGACUUGCAUUCAGUCAGAUGAAGCCAGAAGUCAGUCUGCAUUUCAGUGGUGAGAUGCACUGAACUCUGGUGUUCAGAGACAAAACAUGGAACCUACUGUAGUUUUUGUUUGUAAAGUCAUCUUUCUGAUGUUAGACCUAGUAACUAAUAGUUGGCUAUUAAAACUACUUAUGCGAAGAAAAACUAGGCACACCAUAAAUUAAGAAUGGUUUUAAACACCACAUUACUUUUAAAAUGGUACUUACAGUCAACAAAGAUAAAAAAGAGUAUCCAAUGCACUAACUUGGCAAUCCCACUUUUUUUUUUUUGUCUUGUAGUAGCAUACAUUUUAUUCACUGUUGAGUUGUACCUAAAAGAGACCCAACAUUUGCUCUUAGCUCACACAUACAGCGUAUGCAAACUCAUGUCUGACAGGCUUCAUAAAUGUAACCAUGUACAAGUUUGUGAGGCGGUUGCAAACAGAAACUCCGGCUGAGAUUACACUGCAUGUAACUGUAUCUGUGAGCUGUGAGGUGGGCAUUUAGGUUUAACCUACUGUCUGCCUCAGGUCAGUGUCAGUCCUUGCAAAGCUUCUGCUCUAUUUUCUGCAAGCAACAGAGAGGGAACAAAUACAGUGUUUAAGUUUCCUAUUUUCCUGUUUUGCAUAGAACUCUAAAAAUCAAAGUCAGAGGAAGAAAUUGUUCUUAAUCAGCUGCUCAAAUGCACAUCGUCAGCAAACAGAAUAUAACAUUAAUUUGGAGUUUUUACUUCCAAACAAGUGACAUAUGAAUUUAAGUGAACUCUGUAAAAACACAAAGUGUCAAACAUUUCUGAAAGAGGCCAAUUUUCUUAAUGCAAUUGUCACUGCAAAGUAAUUU